ACCCGUUCCGCUCGAGGUAUGACGGCAGUGUUUCUUGGGCGUCGUUAAAAAGUAGCUGACUUGUUAGCAAAAGGAAAGUUAACGUGAAGAUACUUUAACAUUUUAGCCAGUUCUGCGUUUACACCAGCUGUCAUUGGGUAUGGGUGUGGCAAGCAGAGUGGUGCUGCAGCCGACCCCCCUUUAAGGUAUCACCACGGCGGGGGAGGUCAGACCCGCUGUCUGCAGGGUGGUCAUCUACCUACAGAGGGACAUGUCGGGGGAUGGCUGUCUGUCCGAUUCCCCUGCUGCCACUCGCCCCAAGACCAAGCCCUGCAGCUACCAUGGUGCCGUGGGCCUGAGCAACAAGUAUGUACGUCUGAACGUGGGCGGGAGCCUCUACUACAGCUCCCUGCAGGUGCUCACUCGGCAGGACACCAUGCUCAAGGCCAUGUUCAGUGGCAGGAUGGAGGUGUUCACCGACAAAGAGGGCUGGAUCUUGAUUGACCGCUGUGGGAAGCACUUUGGAACCAUCCUGAGCUUUCUGCGAGACGCGACCGUGACCCUGCCGAAGACGCGGCAGGGGGUCCGCGAGCUCAUGGCCGAAGCCAAGUACUACCUCAUCCAGGGACUGGUGGACCUCUGCCAGAGCACCCUGCAGGAGGAUAGGCUGCGAGCUCCCUGUGUGGUCCCGGUGAUUACCUCCUUGAAGGAGGAGCAGCAGGUUAUCCAGGCUUGCAGCAGGCCUGUGGUGAAACUGCUCUACAACAGAAGCAACAACAAGUAUUCCUACACCAGUAACUCGGAUGACAACCUGCUGAAGAACAUCGAGCUCUUCGACAAACUGUGCCUGAGGUACAGCAGACGGGUGCUUUUCAUCAAGGACGUCAUCGGAGAUGAGAUCUGCUGCUGGUCUUUCUAUGGGCAGGGCCGCAAGAUGGCCGAGGUCUGCUGCACAUCCAUCGUCUACGCCACAGAGAAGAAGCAGACCAAGGUGGAGUUCCCCGAUGCACGCAUCUACGAAGAAACUCUGAACGCGUUGCUGUACGAGACAAUGCCGGUGCCUGACAACUCACUGCUGGAGGCCACGCGGAGGCGUGCCCAGUGUGGCUCCCACAGCGAGGAGGAGGAGACAUGGGAGAUCCGUGAGUGUGUGCGUCGCUUCCACGUCAAGCGGUACAGCACCUAUGACGACCGCCCCCUGGGCCUCUAGAUGCCACUGGCCGUCCCGCUUGCUUCUUCACCUCUUGGCCCUCAGGCAGGUUCUCAGCCAGACUGGGUCCUCGGCAGUCAGGUGCGGAGGGGGUAACACAGAGCCACCUCUUCUUCCUUCAUUGGUAGCUUGUGUUGCCAGUGGGAAAAGGGCCUGACUGCCUGUGAGUAUUCUGAUGGGCCUCUACCAUCAUUCAUCUGUGGUCUUUGGACUCUCAUUUAUGCCAUUAUACACAAGUCACCUGCAUCCAGUGCUACACCACAAAGUGCCACAGAAGGAAAGUGAAAGUGCUUUAAUCAUUUCUUAAAUACUCUUUUAUGGUGUUCCAGAUUUGGCAGUUUUACAACAUCCAGUAUCUAUGCAUAGAUAUUUCUUCCCUCAUACUGGUAUAGCUUUUAAAACAUAACGUUUUAGCUACUCUGAACUAUCAUGUUCUGCUCAGUGAAAAUACAGUAAUGCUGUAAAGUUCUUUUAAAAUGUUUUAGCCGUUCUGUAACUAAUGAGGGCUCUUUAGCUUUGUGGGCUGUUGGUCUUUCUGGGAGACCACGAUACGUCUCACUCGACGCCACUCUGGACAACCCCCCGGAUUCCCCUGCUCAUAAUGAUUUGGCUUUAGUGGGUUAAUGCUGCCCUUACCCUGUUGCAUAUUUAAGCCUGUUUAAAGACACCCAGUAUUUUUAUUUUUUUUUUUACUUUUCAAACACCCACAGUGCCAGUUCUGAUUAGUGAGACUGAUAGUGACAGGUCAUAAAGCAUGUAAGGGAAAUCUGUUAUUUACACAAUCAGUAAAGCCAAUGACUGUUGUUUCUGCACUCUAAGACGUAUGACUUUAAAUGUGACAAAAAUGCAAAGAAGUGCCUCCAUAAUUUGAAAUGUUUUGUAUAUGGUUUCUGUAUGAAUUUUCAUUUUAAAAUAAAAGGGUUUCAGAUAA
Messenger RNA from Brienomyrus brachyistius, 2120 nucleotides. It is a transcript of the gene tnfaip1, whose product is annotated as tumor necrosis factor, alpha-induced protein 1 (endothelial). Gene Ontology annotation, molecular function: protein binding; ubiquitin-protein transferase activity. Gene Ontology annotation, biological process: negative regulation of Rho protein signal transduction; protein homooligomerization; protein ubiquitination. The transcript has 7 exons. The record is from RefSeq and is a predicted model, not a curated record. Gene Ontology annotation, cellular component: Cul3-RING ubiquitin ligase complex. Lineage: Eukaryota; Metazoa; Chordata; Actinopteri; Osteoglossiformes; Mormyridae. Bases 251 to 1189 code for a protein of 312 amino acids.